Molecule: messenger RNA, 2432 nt
Organism: Trifolium pratense (red clover)
Lineage: Eukaryota; Viridiplantae; Streptophyta; Magnoliopsida; Fabales; Fabaceae
Product: hydroxyproline O-galactosyltransferase GALT6-like
Exons: 7
Coding region: 192-2108 (638 amino acids)
Cellular component (GO): Golgi membrane
Molecular function (GO): galactosyltransferase activity; carbohydrate binding
Source: RefSeq, a predicted model, not a curated record
AUUCUCUUUCUUGUCUCUCUAAAUUUAUAUUUAUUCAUGUGACUGCAACAAGAAACUUUUUCACAACCUUCCCCAAAUUCCAAUUUUCAACAAUUCUUCAACCAAGACAAACCCAUCAUUCCAUUCUUCAAAAUCUCCAUCUUUUUCCUUCCAUUUUUGCUACCAUUUUUUGCUACAAAAACACCAAAAAGAUGAAGAAGGUAAAGCUUGAACUGUUCACACUCCCCAAUAGACUCACACUGAUUCAAAUUUUCAUGGUGAUGAUGAUUCUCUAUAUGCUUUUCAUGAGCUUUGAAAUACCCUUAGCUUUCAAAGCAGGUUUUGGUUCAGAAACUGUUGCUAUUGGUUUUCUCACCGACGCAAUGCCACUUUUGGCAGAACAAAACCAACAAAAAAUUCGACCCUUUAGGCUACCAUUGAAGAAAGUUUCAACCUUGAGCUUCAACAAGAGCUUUGAAGGUGUAUCAGAGCUUCACAAGGUAGCAAAACAUGCUUACAUUUCAGGGAAGAAAUUAUGGGAAGAAGUUGAAAGUGGUAAAGUUAAAAGCUUUUUAACUUCUAAGGUUGAAAACGGUUCAGAUUCUUGUCUAAAUUCAGUUUCAGUUUCUGGGUUUGAGUUUAGGGAAAAGUUGAAAGGGGUUAUGGUUUUGCCUUGUGGGUUGACACUUUGGUCUCAUGUUACUGUUGUUGGGACACCACGUUGGGCUCAUGGUGAGAGUGAUUCAAAGAUUGGGGUUGUUCAAGAUCGCGAUGAAGCGGUUUUGGUUUCGCAGUUUAUGAUGGAGUUACAAGGUUUGAAAGCUGUUGAUAAUGAAGAACCACCUAGGAUAUUGCAUUUUAAUCCUAGGCUUAAAGGGGAUUGGAGUGGGAAGCCUGUUAUUGAACAGAAUACUUGUUAUAGGAUGCAAUGGGGGACUGCCCUUAGGUGUGAGGGAUGGAAGUCUAGAGCUGAUGAGGAAACUGUUGAUGGACAGGUGAAAUGUGAGAAAUGGAUUCACGAUGAUGAUAAUCGAUCGGAAGAGUGGAAGGCGACAUGGUGGUUGAACAGACUGAUGGGGCGAAAAAAGGUUGUGCCCAUAGACUGGCCAUAUCCUUUUGCUGAGGGGAAAUUAUUUGUUCUCACCAUAAGUGCUGGCUUGGAAGGUUACCAUGUUACUGUGGAUGGGAGGCACGUGACGUCCUUUCCGUAUCGCACAGGCUUUGCUCUUGAGGAUGCUACUGGACUAUCCAUAAACGGGGACGUCGACGUGCACAAUAUAUAUGCUGCUUCAUUACCUACAUCACAUCCUAGCUUUGCUCCGCAGAUGCAUCUUGAAUUGCUUCCUCAGUGGAAGGCUCCACCUAUGCUCGGUGUGAAUGUAGAGCUUUUCAUUGGUAUCCUUUCCGCUGGCAACCAUUUUGCCGAACGUAUGGCAGUGAGAAAGUCGUGGAUGCAACAUAAGCUAAUCAAAUCCUCACAUGUUGUCGCUCGGUUUUUCGUAGCAUUGCAUGGAAGGAAAGAUAUAAAUGUGGAAAUAAAGAAAGAAGCCGAGUAUUUUGGUGAUAUUAUUAUAGUUCCGUACAUGGAUCAUUAUGACCUUGUUGUUUUGAAGACCAUAGCUAUAUGUGAAUACGGGAUUCGCACGGUGGCUGCUAAGUAUAUCAUGAAGUGUGAUGAUGACACAUUUGUUAGAGUGGAUUCUGUCAUAAGCGAAGCAAGACAAGUUCAAAGUGGUAAAAGCCUUUAUAUGGGAAAUAUGAAUUACCACCACAAGCCUCUUCGCAACGGAAAAUGGGCUGUAACUUACGAGGAAUGGGUAGAGGAUGAGUAUCCUACCUACGCUAAUGGUCCGGGUUACAUCGUCUCAUCUGACAUUGCUCGGUUCAUUGUAUCUGAAUUUGAACGGCAAAAAUUAAAAUUAUUUAAAAUGGAAGAUGUGAGCAUGGGAAUGUGGGUAGAGCAAUUCAACAGCUCAAGAGAAGUGGAGUAUGUACACAGCUUUAAGUUCUGCCAAUUCGGAUGCAUUGAAGAUUACUACACUGCGCAUUACCAAUCUCCGAGACAAAUGACAUGCAUGUGGGAUAAAUUGCAACAUCAAGGUAAACCACUUUGUUGCAACAUGAGAUGACAAAUAUAGAAGAACCACAGCUAGGAAAAGUUAAACUGUCCCAAUAAUGUUUAUUUAUGUAAAUACGCCUUCUUCGGAAGGGGUUUUGGCUCAACAUAUCGGUUCGUUGUUUUCGCCCUUAUUUGAACCAUACUCUCACCUAAAAGAAUAGAAUAGAUAGCAUAGGCAUGUUAUAUAUAUUGAGGAAGGGAGAGGGGGAGAGUGAAAGUUGGCUACUACAGCGGUCGUUGAAGGAACAAACCGAUGGUUUGUAAAUUUGUAGUGUAGACUGUAGAGUAAACCGGGGUAAAAGUGGAAUAAAAUUAAUUUUCUUUUUCGACUUCA